This is a messenger RNA of Magallana angulata, 2514 nucleotides long. Its product is annotated as LIM/homeobox protein Lhx5-like. The record is from RefSeq and is a predicted model, not a curated record. The transcript has 6 exons. Gene Ontology annotation, biological process: regulation of transcription by RNA polymerase II; neuron differentiation. Gene Ontology annotation, cellular component: nucleus. Bases 561 to 1976 code for a protein of 471 amino acids. Lineage: Eukaryota; Metazoa; Mollusca; Bivalvia; Ostreida; Ostreidae. Gene Ontology annotation, molecular function: DNA-binding transcription factor activity, RNA polymerase II-specific; RNA polymerase II transcription regulatory region sequence-specific DNA binding.
GUUUUACAUCAAUAACAAUCUGAAUUGGAAAUCCUUCCCAGUGAAGACAGCUUUCUUCAGUAAAAGCUGUUUGGAGAAAAAAAAGAUAUCCGUUCGUUUCGAAGUGUCAAUGAAGUUUUGGAUGUGUCUGAAUGCAGGAACUGCCUAGUGAUCUGAUGAUGCACUGACACUUUCAUAAAUUGUAUACAUAUUCUACAAGGAAGGAAGCGUAGGAUACCCAGCUUUGCCGGCGGUGGUAGCCAAUUUAUUAAUAAUGGUGUGUUCUCUGAAGUGAUGGUCGGUUAUCUGGAAAUAUAAACAUUUGGAAAGACAACAUAAAUCCCCACACGUUUAAAGACUGAUUUUUUUCGAUCUAAUAUUUGCAAUUGUCACGUCAUGCGCGAGUGACUAAGUACUAGCCGACUAUUACAAUUCCAUUCUCGUAGGAUCUGCAUAUGGAUGUUUACUUAAUAUAAACUUACUGAGUUAUUAAUUCAAUAAAUUUUACAGAUUUUAAUUGAGAAUAUUUUGCACUUCGUCGUCACAUAGGCUUCACACUGGCGGUGGGUGGACCCAGUGCGAUGGUGCAGUGCGCUGCAUGUGACAGGCCCAUUCUGGACCGCUUCCUGCUAAAUGUCUUGGACAGAGCAUGGCAUGCGAAAUGUGUACAGUGUUCGGACUGUAAAACCACCCUCACCGACAAAUGUUUUUCAAGGGACGGCAAAUUAUUUUGUCGAAACGACUUUUUUAGACGAUUUGGAACAAAAUGUGCCGGUUGUACACAAGGAAUAUCCCCAAAUGAUUUGGUCAGGCGCGCAAGAAACAAAGUUUUCCAUCUGAAAUGUUUUACUUGUAUAAUUUGUCGGAAACAGCUCUCAACUGGUGAGGAACUGUACGUCAUGGAUGAAAAUAGAUUCAUAUGUAAAGAAGACUAUAUUUCCAGUAAACUACAAGGUUCCUCAGACAUCGAGGACGAGGGAGACUUGGAUGUAGCGCUAGAACACCAGACGUCGCUCUCAGACAAAGACUUCAGCAUUGAUGGAGACAACAAUACGGACAUAGACUCGAAAGAAAACAUUCUCACUAGUGUUCCAAAUAAUAACAAUAUAAAUAACAAUAAUAAUAACAAUCUUAACAAAUCUAGCUCUUUGAAUUCCCUUCCCCCGAGUCCUGAUCCACUAAAAGAUGACACGGCACUCUUAAAGAUUUCCUCGGACUCCAAUCAUAGUACUCAAAGCUGUGAUACAAACGGAAAUUCAAUUCCGACCAAUAAUACCCUGACCCCAGACGGGGACCGUUCCGGAGAGGAAAUGAAUGACAAUACCAAUGGUAGUUCAAACGCCGGAGCCAAGCGACGAGGUCCAAGAACCACCAUCAAAGCCAAACAACUGGAAACCUUAAAGGCUGCGUUUGCAGCGACUCCCAAACCGACCAGACAUAUACGUGAGCAGCUUGCCCAAGAGACGGGACUUAACAUGCGAGUUAUACAGGUAUGGUUCCAGAAUAGAAGAUCAAAGGAACGCCGCAUGAAGCAACUUAGUGCUCUAGGUGCUAGACGUCACUUUUUCCGAAAUCCAAGACGCAUGCGCGCACUAAGAGCUGGAAUGUCACCCAAUGACCUUGACGAUGGGGACAUGAUGGCUGGUCCAGGAUUCGGAUAUUUUUCAGAAAAUGGACAAGAUUUUUAUCCAGGUUACCAAGGUUACAAUGACUUUUUCCCGGGUCAGGGAGACGGGGGUCCCCCGCCCAUGAAUUUCCUUCCCCCAACGUCUCAAGGAACGCCCCCUCUAUCCAUGGAACAAUCACUUCAUCAUAACAAUAACAUGGGUCCCGAACCACAGUUUCUGCCAGGUGACAUGAUACACCCUUCGUCUUCCCCCGACCCCAUUCAGAUGCACGCGCACGAUGGACCCUACAGACACCCCGGACCUCCAAAUUCCAUGGCAGGAAAUUUUUCGUCCCUUUCACACUCGGAAAUGGCAGGAGAAGCCUGGUGACCUUUGACCCGUGCAUAAACUCUCCUUAAUGUGUUUCCAUUCCAGACACUUUUGGUUUUUAACUAAUGAAUAUUAUUAUGUGUAGGUGUAUGCAUGUGAUGGAGUGAAUUUAUUUAUGGAAUGAAAAUGAGUUAUGGGCACGAUUUUACCCAUCAUUGUGUGUGUUUUAUAUGUAUGACUGUAUUAUAUUACCACUGUAGUAUUGAUGCUAAAACAUCGGUUUUCAAAUCGACAACUGUGAAAUUUUAUCAUGGUUAGCGGCUUGUCGAAUUAUCUACACAUUCAGUCUUGAGUGACAUUUGUAAGGGAUGACUACUUAUUUUCCCGAUUUGAAUUGUUUGUCCAGUUUUGUUGAUUUUGAAUGGAUGUGUAAUGAUCUAUACCUCUCCGUUUCAGUCCCAUUUCUGUGUAUGUUGUACGCUUGUUUGUGUAAUACGAGAUCUCAGAAUAUAGCUCAUUAUGUCAUGCCCAUGAAAAUUACGAAACAUUAAAUCUGUAAUCAUCGAUUUAUGAUGAUUAAUAAAUGUCUCAAAUAAUA